Messenger RNA from Danio aesculapii, 1289 nucleotides. RefSeq names its product ubiquitin-conjugating enzyme E2 A-like. Lineage: Eukaryota; Metazoa; Chordata; Actinopteri; Cypriniformes; Danionidae. Bases 332 to 790 code for a protein of 152 amino acids. The transcript is spliced from 6 exons. Gene Ontology annotation, molecular function: ubiquitin conjugating enzyme activity. Gene Ontology annotation, cellular component: HULC complex. Gene Ontology annotation, biological process: DNA repair; protein polyubiquitination; proteasome-mediated ubiquitin-dependent protein catabolic process. The record is from RefSeq and is a predicted model, not a curated record.
AACGCAAGGGGGAGGACAUUUAUGUUUCAUGUGACUGAUUAUAAAUCUUUUAAAUAGCAGUACAUGUUUAUUGAAAUAUUGACAAUGUAUACAUUUCUACAUAAUUCCAAGGCUAGCAACGUCGAUUUCCAAUGUUAUUAAGGAAGGUUUAUAGUCCGUUAAUAGAUUCUCACCCAUACGUUCUGAAGUGGUAUCGUCUGUAAUUCCGUGUAAUGUAAUUCCGCAAAUUUGAGUCGAGGAGGACCUUUGGCGAGAAAGAAAAAGUUUAUAUUCUGUAAUUGUAAAGUUAUCCCUCUAGAAUUUGUAUUUGCACAAUUGAACCGUUUCCGGAAUGUCUACUCCAGCACGAAGGCGACUGAUGAGGGACUUUAAAAGACUGCAAGAGGAUCCACCAGCUGGUGUUAGUGGUGCUCCGUCAGAAAACAAUAUCAUGGUAUGGAAUGCAGUGAUAUUUGGACCAGAGGGAACUCCUUUUGAAGAUGGUACGUUCAAAUUGACAGUAGAAUUUACAGAAGAAUACCCAAACAAACCGCCCACAGUGAGAUUUGUUUCAAAAAUGUUUCAUCCUAAUGUAUAUGCAGAUGGAAGUAUAUGUCUUGAUAUCCUACAAAAUCGUUGGAGUCCAACUUAUGAUGUGUCAUCAAUUCUCACUUCAAUCCAGUCUUUACUUGAUGAACCAAACCCGAACAGUCCAGCUAAUAGCCAAGCAGCUCAACUUUACCAGGAGAACAAACGGGAGUAUGAGAAGCGUGUGUCAGCAAUAGUCGAGCAGAGUUGGAGAGACAGCUGACCUUACACUGCCAAGUACAGAACUUUUUGGGAAUACUAGUUGUGUGAAUUGUAAGGAUUUUAUUAUUAUUAUUAUUAUUGUUAUUAUUUUCCUCAAUCGGUCUCCCAAAUAAGUCUCAUAGCAUUCUAAUGCACUUUACUGAAAAGUUGUCCCUUUUCCCUGGGAGAACUUGUGCUCAUCCAAUAUCACCUGGUCAAUUCUUGUUUUUUAUUAUUUGUUUUUUAAGUCACCACACUUUGAGACACUCUGGAUACCCUGGCUAUAUGAAGAAAUAUGCAAAGAGACAUUUUUUUGCAAGAAGCAGAACUAAGCUAAACCUCUGAACAGACAUGAUGCCAGACUGUCAUUGAACUGUCCAUGCCUCAGUCGAAACUGACCUUCAUAAGAACCUGCUAUGCUAAAUUUGCAUGUUCUGUUACAUGCUUGUGUGUGUGUGCGUGUGUGUGUGUGUGUGUGUUUUCUAUAUGAUAGUAAUACAAUUUAAAUUUUGUGUAAAGCA